Molecule: messenger RNA, 1678 nt
Organism: Salvelinus namaycush (lake trout)
Lineage: Eukaryota; Metazoa; Chordata; Actinopteri; Salmoniformes; Salmonidae
Product: UPF0524 protein C3orf70 homolog A-like
Exons: 2
Coding region: 203-1048 (281 amino acids)
Source: RefSeq, a predicted model, not a curated record
GGAGGGGGGGGGGGGGCUACAACAGUGCCACAUUUAACUCGUUUGCGUCACGCUUUGGAGUUUCCUCCCUGGUUAGACAUUUGGCGUUUGCUGAGGUUUUGGGACCAAAACCGAAAUUCCAGCCCAUUUUUGGCUGGUGGGCUAAAGCUGCGUCCUCUGAUGGGUUAAUUUGUGCGUUUGAUCCUGGGGUGUGCGCUGCGCGAUGGCCGCGUCGGGCGGACGGAAGAGCGAGAAGUUGGACGAGGCACAGGCGUUGGCCCGGAGCUGCGCGGGGAGACCGGACUUUCUCCCGUGCGACGGACUGUCCAUCUGCGCAACACACAGCCACGGGAAGUGCUUCAAGCUCCACUGGUGCUGCCACUUGGGAUGGUGUCACUGUAAAUAUGUGUACCAGCCGAUGACCAACGUGUGCCGCCUCCCCAGCACCCCAGUGCCUGCCACGCCCACAGACCACCCCCAUACCAUGGACCUGACAGUCUCAUUGGCCGAACGCUUCCUCAUGACCGCCCCCUCCUUCCAAGCCCCGCCCUGCCUGGAGUCGCCCAAGUUCUGCAUGAUCUCAGACCUCUUCGUGGACGACUACAUGGUCAAACGCAUCAAUGGGAAGAUGUGCUAUGUUCAGAGACCUCAACCUUCCACCAUGCCCAGCCCGCCUCAAUCACAUCCCCCUCACCCACCUAACCCCCAGCCCCGGUCCAAACCCCACCCCCAACGGACCCCCAGACACCACCCACACCCCCAGGGCACCAAGCCCAGUGCCCUGGGGGUCAAGGUCACCACCCCCAAAAUAGACCACUGCUCCUCCCCGUCCAGCUCUGAGGAUUCUGGGAUAAAUGCGCUGGGCGGCCAUUACAUGGAGUCAUGUGACGAGGGUUCUGAGGAAGAGGAGGAAGACGAGGAGGAGGAGGAGGAAGUGGAGGAGGAUGAAGAGUUAAGUAGUGAUGGAGAGUCUAGUCCACUAAGCAUGUGGAAUCAAGAUGAGAGUUCUCUGCUCUCUCCGUCCAAGUCUAUGGUGGAGAUUAUUGAGAAGAUUGAGACAACUGUGUGAGACAACUUGCACUGUCACGUUGAAAUAGAGACGAUGAGACAGUGAUCUAGCCGGUUCAGCUUAGAGCCACACACUCAAACACACACACACACACACUAGCCUGUCAACGUUCCUCUAACUACAGUAUACUAAUCGUACAACACCAAAACAGUGACCUGUUACAUAUGAACUUUGACCUUUCACCUGUUAUAGCAUGGUUACCUACGACCUUUCACCCUGUUAUAGCAUGGUUACCUACGACCUUUCACCCUGUUAUAGCAUGGUGUACCUACGACCUUUCACCCUGUUAUAGCAUGGUUACCUACGACCUUUCACCCUUUUAUAGCAUGGUGUACCUACCCCAUUCUACUCUACUCUGGAGGGAUUUCACUUAUCUUUCCAAACCAGUAGUCAGCUGAAAGAACCCACAAAUGAACCAGAGCACAAAUGUAGGAAUAAGUGAAGUGAUCUAGUCUAUGACCCGACACACUUAAAGAAGAGAUGUGACCAAACAGAUUCUGAGGAUUCUAAAUCAUGAGGCUACUACUUUUUAUACAACAAUCAAGGUUGAAACCCAAAUGGCACCCGAUUCCCUAUGUAGUGCACUACUUUAGACCAGGGCCCAUAGGGGAUAGUGCACUACUUUAGACC